AGGAGUGGGCGGGGUUACGCAGACAGCUGCUGCUCGUUUGGAGUCGACUGCUGCAGUGUUAAGGACGAGUGUGAGCUAUGGUCCUGUUUUGGUGGUCAACUUUUCUUGGAUGACUUUUUGUUGCACGAGUCAAUCCCAUCUUGAAUUGGCACUGGCUGAUUCUGCUAUUGUUUGGAGCCUUUUUCAUUUACCCAAGCUGUGAGAAUGACAUUAGACUGAACCCAGCUUGUUCAAGCGUGGUGUGGAUAUUUUAAAUUGUAGGCAGAGCUUCACCUCCAUGUUAAUGCCAUGUAUUAACAAGGCCUUCAGUUAAGGUAUGCCUGGCUGACAAAAGGCCACGUCUCUCUCUUUGUCCUGCUGUGAUGCGAGGGCUCAGCUGCAGAAUGAACGUGGCAGCGGUGCUGAAUGGAUUGCUAGUUUCGAUUCUGGCCGCAGUCUUGUGGAAAUAUGUCAAGCUGCGGGAGCAUGCGUUUUCAGUGGAAGAGGAGCUGCUCCUUUCGCAACAGUCCCAGGAGCUGUCUCAGGUCCGCAUCGACUAUCAUGGUGCUUUGCAGUCCUUGCAAGAGGAAGGUACCCGUAUGGUGUGCACUGGCAAGAUGCACACGGACCGCAUUUGCCGGUUUGAUUAUCUCUGCUACUCUACCGAGGCAGAAGAGUUCGUCUUUUUCCACAGUAACGAUUCCGUAAUGGUACCCAACCUGGGCUCAAGAAGGUUCCAGCCUGCUCUGCUCGACCUUUCCUCUGUGGAGGACCACAACACCCAGUAUUUCAACUUCCAAGAGUUACCGGCCCCUGCCCUCAAGUUUAUGCCCAAACCUGUGUUUGUGCCAGACGUCACCCUUAUCCUGAAUCGCUUCAAUCCGGAUAACUUGAUGCAUGUUUUCCAUGACGAUCUUCUUCCAAUCUUUUACACCAUGAAGCAGUACCCUGACCUUGACCAGGAAGCGCGUUUGGUCUUCAUGGAAGGCUGGAAUGAAGGUUUGCAUUUUGAUCUCUACCGCUUGCUCAGUAACAAGCAGCCUUUGUUGAAAGAUCAACUGAAGAAUUUUGGGAAGCUGUUAUGCUUCACUAGAUCAUAUGUUGGACUUUCUAAGAUUACUACAUGGUACCAAUAUGGCUUUGUGCAACCACAAGGCCCCAAAGCUAACAUUUUGGUGUCAGGAAUGGAAAUUAGGAAAUUUACUCAGUUUCUGAUGGAUAAGCUAAAUGUAAGCUUGGAGGAGAAUUCGAUUGGGGAAGAGUACAUUGUGGUUUUCAGCCGCACCAUCAACAGACUCAUUCUCAACGAGGCCGAGCUCAUUUUGGCACUUGCUCAAGAGUUUCAGAUGAAAACAGUCACCGUGUCAUUGGACGACCACUCUUUUGCUGACGUAGUGCAGAUCAUUAGCAAGGCUUCCAUGCUGAUUAGCAUGCACGGUGCCCAACUCAUUUCGUCUAUCUUCCUCCCCAGAGGAGCUGUCGUCGUGGAGCUUUUCCCCUAUGCAGUGAAUCCAGAUCAUUACACACCUUAUAAAACUUUGGCCUCUCUGCCUGGAAUGGAUCUCCAGUACGUUGCAUGGCAAAACACUAUAGAAGAAAAUUCUGUGGCUUUCCCGGACAGGCCCUGGGAUCAAGGGGGCAUAGGUCAUUUGGAAAAAGAAGAGCAGAUACGCAUUAUGAAAAGUGAAGAAGUCCCUCGGCACCUCUGUUGCCGUAACCCCGAAUGGCUCUAUCGCAUUUAUCAGGAUACAAAAGUGGACAUACCCUCUCUGAUCGAAACCAUCCGUCAGAGCAUUAAAACAAAGCCUAGUGUGAAAAAGGUAAAGAUGGCCAGUGUUGUUCACCCCGGGAAAGUUAGGGAGGCCAAAUGCCAAGCUUCCGUCCAUGGUACCAAUGAAGCCAAGCUGACUGUUUCCUGGCAGAUUCCUUGGAAUCUGAAGUACUUGAAAGUGAGGGAAGUCAAAUACGAGGUAUGGAUUCAAGAGCAGGGAGAGAACACUUACAUGCCUUAUAUAUUGCCCCACCAGAAUUACACUUUUUCAGAGAACAUCAAACCUUUUGCAACCUAUCUGGUAUGGAUACGCUGCAUAUUCAACAAGCACCUUUUGGGUCCAUUUGCAGACGUGCUGGUUUGUAGAACAUAACAAUGGACGACAGAGAAGGGACAUCCUGUACUGGAGGCAGUCCUGACAAGCUGCAUUCUCCUGGGUAUUCGGUCAUUGCUAGAGGAUAUUUGGUUGAACGCAGGUUUUAUAACCUGUUUGAGUAGGAAGUGGACCUCAUUUUGUUAGGUCGAGUUCAGAAUGGCGUAAGAUGAGACCAGAAAUGAAGAGUGCAUCUUAGAGUAGGCCAUGUGGGACAGUUUGUAGUCUACCUUAAAUUUGGUCUUGGUUGGUGAUACAAGUGACUGCUGACUGAAAUGUGUGGAGGCCAAAAAAUUUAAAGGACAUGAAAAAAGCAUUCAUCCAACAAAGACCCAUGAUUGGUGCACUUUUCCGCAUAAAACAAUUGUUUUCCAUUUGUCUUAAUAUGUAAAUACAGUAUGAUUGGGUGUAUGUGGACUCAUUUAUUAUUUUUGUAGAUUCAAACUGGUGUUUCUAGGUGAUCCAGUUCAAGUUUACUGCAUAUUUUCUUUCUAAUUAAUAAGAGCUAGCGCAAAAUUUAAAGUACAUCA
Messenger RNA from Erpetoichthys calabaricus (reedfish), 2653 nucleotides. RefSeq names its product protein O-linked mannose N-acetylglucosaminyltransferase 2 (beta 1,4-) (gene pomgnt2). Gene Ontology annotation, biological process: protein O-linked glycosylation via mannose. Gene Ontology annotation, molecular function: protein binding; protein O-acetylglucosaminyltransferase activity. The coding region runs from base 363 to 2123 and encodes 586 amino acids. NCBI's taxonomy places the organism in Eukaryota, Metazoa, Chordata, Cladistia, Polypteriformes, Polypteridae. The transcript has 4 exons. Gene Ontology annotation, cellular component: endoplasmic reticulum. The record is from RefSeq and is a predicted model, not a curated record.